Molecule: messenger RNA, 3678 nt
Organism: Hydra vulgaris (swiftwater hydra)
Lineage: Eukaryota; Metazoa; Cnidaria; Hydrozoa; Anthoathecata; Hydridae
Product: serine/arginine repetitive matrix protein 2
Cellular component (GO): nucleus
Source: RefSeq, a predicted model, not a curated record
UAAAUUUUCAAAAAUAUAAAAUAAUAUUUCAUUUUGUAUAUAUUGUUUUGUUUUUUUUCAAGUUUAAUAAAUACCCUAACAGUCUUUUACUUUAGAUAAGAUCUAAAUAAAUAUCCAUAAGUUAAUGGUACAAAGGAAGUUUUUACUAGGCUGUCAGACAGGUUUUUUAAGACCAAUUUUUUAAUGACAUAACUUGAGAUGUAUAACGGAAUCGGUGUGUCGACUGUCAGAGGGACAGGAACGAAUGGUUAUGUCACAAGAAACUUAUCUCAUGUAAAAACUGACAAGAAAGACAAUAAGCCUUUCAGUUAUGAUAGUAAUGUGUUAGGGGGUUAUGAAUCAUCAUUGGUUAAAAAACCUAAUAAAGAAAUUUUAGAGCAUGAUCGUAAAAGGCAAGUUGAAGUCAAAUGCUUAGAGCUGCAAGAAGACUUGGAAGAUGAAGGUUUAACUAGUGAAGAAAUUCAGGUCAAAAUUGAGGAACUUCGGCAUGAGCUGCUUGAAAAAGAAGGUCUGACAAAGAUUGGUGUUGUAACAAGUAUUACAGGCAUGGAUUCUCAUCAAAUAGCUGAAGCUAAUGAAAAUAAAAAUUUAAAGAUGAGAGAUGCGUUUGGUAUAAAAGAUGAUUUUCCUGAAGGCAGUUCAUUUAAAGAAGAACAUCAAAAAGCUAGAAGAGAAGCUGAAAAAGCAGAGCGAGAUGAGAAAUAUAGAAGUCGAGAAAAAGCAAGAGAAAAGGAUAAAGAAACUUCAAAAGAGAAAGAGAAAGAUAGAACUGAUCGCAGCUCAGAUAAACGAGAGGAUAGUCGAAGUUAUCGAAGCAGAAAGCGUGAUCGAUCUGUUAGUAGUAGUUCGGAUGAUGAAAAAAGACACAGGUCAAGUAAAUCAACCAAAAGCGACGAGAAAGAAAAGAAACGUACUCUAGUUGACGAUUAUGCAAGUUCUCCAGAAAGAAAUCGAAAAAAGGUUUCAGAAUCUCCUGAACCUAAUCGAAAAAGAAAUUCAGAAUCUUCCGAACGUAAUCGAAAAAGAAAUUCUGUAUCUUCUGAACGAAAUCGAAAAAAAAAUUCAGAAUCUCCUGAACGAUCUCGAAAACGAAAUGUUGAAUCUCCUGAACGAACGCGAAAACAAAAUGUAGAAUCUCCGGAACGAAAUCGAAGACUGAAUGUAGAAUCUCCGGAACGAAAUCGAAAAAGGAAUGUAGAGUCUCCCGAGCGAAAUCGAAAAAAAAAAGUAGAAUCUCCUGAACGCAAUCGAAAAAAAUAUUCUGAAUCAACUAAGGAACCAGGAGAUUUAAGUGAUGAUGACUCUAGCAAGUUAGAUAAAAAGAAGUCAUCGUCUGAGCGACGGAAAAGCAAUCGAGAAGAUUAUCAUAUAAGUGAUGAGCGCGAAGAGAAACGAAGUAGAAAAGAUGAACGUUAUCGCAGAAGCGGCAGUAGAGAACGAUCGAGAAAAAAACACGAAAGUGACACUGAAAGUGAUGAAUAUUAUAAACAAAAAGAACGUGAACGUGUUGAGCGUCGGAAUAAGCGUGAAGCUCGAGAACGAGAACGGCGUCAACGGGAUAAUAGUGAUGAUGAACGCAGAAAUUCAAGAAGUCGUCGACAAAGAAGCCGGGAAAGGUCACGAGAUGAAAGACGCUCGCGUGAAGAUUCUGUGGAUGAAUUUGGACGUUCAAAAUCAAGAAAGAAUGAGUAUGAAAAGAACUCUCGAUCAGAAAAUAAAUUUGUUACAGACGUAAAAUCAAGAAAAGAAAAUUCGACACUGUCUUCAACCUAUGAAGGUUCAUCUAACGCUAGAGAUUUAAAUGAACGUUCGAAGGAGCAAAAGUUAUCGAAUAGCAACGAGCGACACAAACGUAGUAAAAGUCAUUCAGUUGAUAAAACUAAAAAAGACGCUACAGAUGUUGCACUCGAUAGUGAUCAAGAUAGCGACCAUAGUCAAGGCCGAGAAAAAGAAAAGAAAGAAAAUCAAAUCUCUACGAGAUCUAGUCGCGAAAAAUCACAUCAAGAAGUUCCUAGUCAUCGGUCGCCGAAAGAUCGUGCUGGUGACAGCUCUAGACGAACGGAAGCAAAAGAAAUUUACUCUGAUCUUCCUUAUCGUUCUGAUAAUCGAGCCGAUUUAAAUGAUGAUAAUGUUAUCCGUGAGUUUGGAUAUGAUGGGUAUUCAGAACGUCGAACAAAAGAAUCAAAGUACGAUGAAAAACAUGCUAGUAUGACUAACAAUCACGUUCUUGAAGAUUAUGAGGACGUAAUUGAUGAUUCGCAUAAAAGAAGCGAUCGUAGGUCUGACAUGGAUAUAUCUGACACCUCUGAUGCUGAAAAGAAACAUUCCAAUUCUAGUAAAGCAGAAAAUAACGUAUCACUUUCAGAUAUUAACAAUAGCGAGUCUUUGCGCAGUGACCAUUUUAUUGAUAAUCAUCCGUCAAAUGCAAACCCAGUCGCAACAUCUGAUUCUUACGCUGAAGAAAAUAGCUCAAAGAGAAAAAAGAGACGUUCGCACAGUAAAACUCCAACUUUUAGAAAAGAUGAAAAACAUUCUUCAAGUAAAAAGAAAAGAAAACCAUCACUAUCCUCCGAAGAGCCGUCAAUUGAUGAUUCUUUAACAAAGAGAGAGGAAGAAGAAACAAGAAAGCGAAUACAAGAACUUGAGGAACUUUUAAGAUUAGAAAAGCUGAAGAAAGAAAAACCGGAAAAGAAGUCUAAAGUCAAAAAAGACGAUGAUAAAACUAAGAAAUCAAAAGGAGAAUCUGAAAAAGCUAAAAAAACACGAGAAGAUGAUAGAAAAAGUAAAAGUCAGCCGAAAAAAUAUAAAAAAUCUUCAAGUGAAGACGAGUCUAACGAAGAUGAUUUCAAAAAGAAAAAGAAACAAAAGGACGAGAGAAAAACUAAAAGCAAAAAAGAAGAUUCAUUUGAUAGUGAAAACGAUAAAAAGAAAAAACUGUUUAAAAAAGAUAUUAAAAAAAAGCGUAAUGAAGAAAGUCGAAGUGAUAAUGAUUCCAAGAAAAUUAAGAGCAAAAAAUACACGAGGACCAGUGACGUAGAUGAACAAGAAGAGUCAAUUGAAAGGAAAACCAAGGCUAAGAUAGAAAAGGUUAAAGAUAAAGUCAAAAUAAAACCAAAGAAAGUUGUUUCUAAAAAAGUCAGUAAAAGUCAUUCUAGUGACGAAGGAGAUCGUAAACACCAUAAGGUAACUCGAAAGAAGAAAACUAAGAAAAACGUAUCAAGCAGUUCAGAUUCGUCAACAAGUGACGCAAGCUCUAGUGAUGGUAGUUCAAGCAGUUCUUCUAAUGAUUCUUCAAGUUCCGAGAGCUCAGGUUCAUCUGGCUCGUCAGCUAGUGAAUCAGACAGCGAAUCUUCACGAAGUCCGACUCCAGUUAAAAAAAGUUCAAAGAAAAAGACAGUCAGUAAAAAAACGAGGUAAAAGACUGUUUCAAUUUUAUUGCUUCGACUAUUUUUAAGGAAGAUUACGUGCGAUCAACAAACAGUGUUAACGAGAAUCGAAACUUGCUGUGCUCGUUUUAACAAUCAGAAAAAUCAAAAUAUUUUGAAAUACAAUACUAUUUAUGAAUUGGAUAUGCAAAAUAUCAUAUAUACGCUUUGUUUUAUUUUUAUCAUAUUUUUGGUAAUGAUUUCUGUCAUUAACGAUUAAUUCGUUAAGUCUUGUAAAUAGAUUGAAGCGUUA